GGUCGUGUGUGCCAUCCCGUGCCGAGGGAUAUAACGUUAAAAUCCCCGCAAAACAACCCACAGUGACACUUGCUCGCGACAAGCCACGAGGAGCCCUAGGGGGAAAAAUAGCAACUGACGCGCUGCCCUGUGUAUUCGGUUAAACAGCGUUAAAAAAAGGUAGCUGACGCAUUAUAAAUUUUUCUUCUACACAAGAAGUUUAUAUAGCAGCAGACGCUCUGACCACCUUAUUUCUGAGCCGCUGCCCACUCUGGUAAACUGACCAUUGGUGUGAGAAGUUCGGACAGUACGGAAGAGAGAACUAACUUAGUUGAAAUUUCGGGCCUUGACGAGCUAUCACAAUUUCAAAUCGCUUGAACAAGUGCUGAAGCAAGAAAAGCAGGAUCAAGAAAAUAAAAACCUCUAACUUCCCUGCAACGAAGAACAACGUAAACCAUGGAGCUGUUAUUUCCGGAAGAGUUGCUAUGGAUGGUUAUAGUUGGGUUCAUCGUGGCGUUCGUUUUGGCGUUUGGCAUUGGUGCCAACGAUGUUGCCAAUUCUUUCGGAACUUCUGUCGGAUCCCGUGUGUUAACUCUAAGACAGGCCUGCAUUCUAGGGACCGUAUUUGAGGUGCUGGGAGCGGUACUGUUAGGGUCAAAAGUAUCGGACACAAUUCGAAAAGGUAUCAUUGACGUUAUGCCGUAUAACGGUACUGAAGACCUCCUAAUGCUAGGCAACGUGUGUGCACUGUCAGGUUCCUGUAUUUGGUUGCUAGUGGCAACGUUCUUUAGCAUGCCAGUUUCCGGUACGCACAGCAUUGUGGGGGCUACUAUGGGGUUCGCCCUUGUUGCGCACGGCGCCGCGGGAGUCAACUGGAAGAAAAUUGGAAUGAUAAUCGCCUCUUGGUUCGUGUCCCCCAUAUUGUCAGGCCUUGUUUCGGUGGGCGUGUUCUUCUUUGUCUAUUACUUCAUACUGUCCAAGCCGGACCCGCUGUUAUGGGGGAUGCGAUUUCUUCCCCUUUUCUACGGCGCCACCCUCACCAUCAACCUGUUCUCCGUGUUCUACGAGGGUCCGCAGAUGCUGUAUUUUCACCUGAUCCCGAUAUGGGGGACGUUCUCGGCAGCGUUCGGGGGCGGGCUGGUCUGUGCUCUUCUGGUCUGGCUGUUUCUCGUCCCUUGGCAACGGAGACGGAUAAUAGCACAGUGCGCGAAAGAACGGAAUGGUGAAACGGAGGACGAAGAAAAUCAGAUUGAAAGCGACUCUUCUAACGACCCAAAAACCGUGGUUAGUGAAGACGAUAAGGAAGCGGUGACCAAGGAGAAGCAGGCGACGGAAGUAGAACUGAAACAAAGAAUUGGAAGCGCCAGUAGCAGUGACUCGGGAGAACGGAAUGAUUUUAGUAGAGAGGACUCUUUGCCACAUUCGCCUUCCGUGAAACCCCUGCUGGGCCUCAACUUCAAGAAAGACAAAGAUGUUGACAAUGAGUCUGUCCACUCGCACAAAUCCUACCGAAGGAGCUUGCAGUAUGAACAACUUAGUAUCGACGAGGAGAAGGAAAGUGCCAGGAAGGAGGAAGGACGGGAGAACAUCCAAGAUUCACCGGAAGCCGCCAAGCUGUUUUACGCACUUCAGAUUCUGACGGCAGUGUUUGGGUCUUUUGCGCAUGGCGGAAAUGACGUCAGCAACGCUAUAGGGCCAGUGGUCGCCCUGUGGAUAAUUGGUAUAGAGGGUGAAGUUCACCAAAAGAUGGCGACACCGAUAUGGAUCCUGUUCUAUGGCGGCCUAGGGAUUUCACUGGGGUUGUGGGUAUGGGGAAGACGUGUUAUAAAGACGCUCGGAGACGACUUAACGAAGAUCACGCCGUCAAGUGGCUUCUGCAUUGAGAUAGCCUCAGCGCUGACCGUGUUGGUCGCCUCCAACAUCGGCAUCCCCAUCAGUACCACCCACUGCAAGGUCGGAUCCAUCGUCGGCGUCGGCCGUUUCCGGUCUCGCGAGAACGUGGACUGGAAGCUGUUCCGGAACAUUUUCUUCGCCUGGAUUGUCACGGUCCCCGUGAGUGGUGCAAUCAGCGCCGCAAUGUUUGCUGGGCUUCGGUUGGCGCUUUGAUAACUUUCUGCAUCAUUGCGCUUCUAGAGAUAAACGAAAAACUAUGACACGCGUUUAUGCCGGAUUGCGACCUAUGGCUCGAAUAUCGUGGACUGAAAGGCACCAUAUGACGUCACCAUAUGACGUCAUGUUUAAUUUGACGUCAUCGGACGGUACGCACAAUGGAGUCUUUGUAUCAUUAUAUAUAUAAACUCAACCUCUUUUUAGGGCUCAAAUUCUCAUUUUAAUUUUUAUCUUCAGAUCUCUUGGACCUUAUAUAGAGGGCAUGACGUUAUGGCGCAAGGUUACUUCUGAUACUGAAUCUCUGUAAAUUCAUAAUAUACAAUUUUACUCAAUUCUUAUAAUCGACGAACAACACUUUAUUUCUU
This is a messenger RNA of Lingula anatina, 2453 nucleotides long. Its product is annotated as sodium-dependent phosphate transporter 1-like. Lineage: Eukaryota; Metazoa; Brachiopoda; Lingulata; Lingulida; Lingulidae. Gene Ontology annotation, biological process: phosphate ion transmembrane transport. Gene Ontology annotation, molecular function: phosphate transmembrane transporter activity. The record is from RefSeq and is a predicted model, not a curated record. Gene Ontology annotation, cellular component: membrane.